Molecule: messenger RNA, 1830 nt
Organism: Rhododendron vialii
Lineage: Eukaryota; Viridiplantae; Streptophyta; Magnoliopsida; Ericales; Ericaceae
Product: cytochrome P450 736A117-like
Exons: 2
Coding region: 41-1600 (519 amino acids)
Molecular function (GO): heme binding; iron ion binding; monooxygenase activity
Source: RefSeq, a predicted model, not a curated record
UUGUCUCAAAUUUAGAUUACAAUCAACAACAGGCCUUCACAUGCCCAUCUCAACUCCAAGAAUGCUCAUCACAACAACAGCCAUGCGUUUCUCACUAUACCCCUUCAUCUUCUCUCUCCUUCCCUUGUUUCUCUUCCUAAUUUUCCUUCUCAAAUGGCUCUCCAUCACUGCCCGAGCACCGCGCAAAAACCCACCGCCGUCUCCCCGAAAGCUCCCUUUGAUCGGAAACCUCCACCAAAUGGGCCCCUUCCCCCACCGCUCCCUCCACUCCCUCUCCCAGGCCCAUGGCCCCUUAAUGCUCCUCCACUUCGCCGCCACCCCCGUCCUAAUCGCCUCCUCCUCCUCCGUCGCCCGUGACAUCAUGAAAACCCACGACCUUAUCUUCUCCACCCGACCCAAAUGGACCAUUUGCGAGAAACUCAUGUAUACAAUGAAGGACGUGGCUUUUAGCCCUUACGGCGAGUACUGGAGGCAGAUGAAGAACAUCUUCGUCCUCCAACUGUUGAGCAACAAGCGAGUCCAAUCCUUUCGUGGCAUUAGGGAAGAAGAGACGGCGAUCAUGAUCGAGAAGAUUUCAGAUUUUGGUUCUGAUGUGGUGAAUUUGAGCAAACUGAUUGUGGAGUUGACGGCGAACGUGGUGUGUAGGGCGGCGUUGGGGCGGAAAUACGAAGGCAUUGGGGGCAGAGAAGGAGGGGCGAGGAGGGGGUUUAAGGAGGCUUUGGGGGAGCUUGCGGAGUUAUUGGGGAUUUUUGAUAUUGGAGAUUUUGUACCAUGGCUGAAGUGGGUGAAUAGAGUAAAUGGGGUGUACGGGAGAGCGGAGAGACUUGCUAAGGAGUUGGAUGAGUUUUUGGAGGGUGUGGUGGAAGAGCAUGAGGGUAGAGAGAGAAAGGUAGGAGAGGAGGGAGGGCAGGAUUUUGUCGAUGUUUUGCUUGAGAUUCAGAGAGAAAAUGUGGUUGGGAUUCCUCUUCAUAGAGAUAGCGUCAAAGCUCUUAUUUUGGAUGUAUUUGUUGCUGGAAUUGAUACUACAUCCACAGCCCUAGAAUGGGUAAUGACAGAGCUCUUAAAGCAUCCUCAAGCCAUGAAAAAACUCCAAGCUGAAGUUCGACUUAUAGCCCAACCCAACCAGCCUGUAACCGAGGACGAUCUAGACCAGAUGCCCUACCUAAAAGCUGUGAUCAAAGAGACUCUACGCCUCCACCCUCCGGGUCCCCUUAUUGUGCCCCGGGAGUCAACCAAAGAUGUUCAAGUAAUGGGUUACGACAUUGCGGCCGGGACACGCGUGCUUGUCAACGCUUGGGCAAUUGGACACGACCCAACGUUGUGGGACGAGCCUGAGGAGUUUAGGCCCCAGAGGUUUUUGAACUGUCCAGUUGAUUUUAGAGGACACGAUUUCGAGUUGAUUCCGUUCGGAGCGGGGAGGAGGGGGUGCCCGGGGAUUCGGUUCGCGAUGGCGGUCGACGAGCUAGCCGUUGCAAAUCUCGUGCACAAGUUUGAUUUUGCACUGCCUGAUGGGGUGGAGUUGGAUGUGAGUGAAGCUGCUGGUAUCAAUGUUCACAAAAAGUUCCCUCUGCUUCUUGUUGCAACUCCUUGGUCUUGCUAAUUAGUAGGUACAAUUUUAGGUUCCGUUCCAUUAAGAGAAAUAAGUACUUAUGUUUUGAAUUUGAAUGACCUAUCUCAUAAAACAAAAAAUAAGUACACUAUCAAAUCUUUUGAUCAUUUGUCAACUAAAGCUAGAACCUUGCAAGUCUCUUCUUGUGUCUAUGUUCGUUAUAUUGUCUUUGGUGCAGAUGUUUUUUUGCAUUGGAAUGGAAUCCUCUCCCGUCCCUUAAA